UGCGCACGCUCAGACAACUUGGACUCUCCCUCCCGUCCCGUCCCCAGCCGCGGGGCGGUAACCGGAGAGUCCCGCCCGGUCCUGGAUUCCACGCCGAGUCUGGGUAGCUGAGUGGAAGCCGCGGGAGGUUACUGCUCGUCCUUACUCUGGUCUACACUCUUCCUAGCCAAGCGGAGCGCGGCGGCGGCGGCUGCGAGCGGGGUCCACCAUGGCCGCGAACUAUUCCAGUACAAGUACCAGGAAAGAGCAUGUCAAAAUAACAUCCGAUGCCCAGCCAGGCUUUCUGGAGAGGCUGAGCGAGACCUCUGGUGGCGUGUUUGUGGGCCUCGUGACCUUCCUGCUCUCCUUCUACUUAAUUUUCACCAAUGAGGGCCGUGCAUUAAAGACAGCCACCUCACUGGCAGAGGGGCUCUCACUGGUGGUAUCACCCGACAGCAUUCACACUGUGGCUCCGGAGAAUGAAGGGAGGCUGGUGCAUAUCAUCGGGGCCCUGCGGACGUCUAAGCUCUUGUCUGACCCAAACUAUGGGGUGAAUCUUCCGGCUGUGAAACUGCGUCGACAUGUGGAGAUGUACCAGUGGGUAGAAACAGAGGAGUCCAGGGAGUACACAGAAGAUGGGCAGGUGAAGAAGGAGACGAAAUACUCCUACAAUCCUGAGUGGAGGUCGGAAAUCAUCAAUAGCAAAAACUUUGACCGAGAGAUUGGCCAUAAAAACCCCAGUGCCAUGGCAGUAGAGUCUUUCACAGCUACAGCCCCCUUUGUCCAGAUUGGCAGGUUUUUUCUCUCUGCAGGCCUCAUUGACAAAAUUGACAAUUUCAAGCCACUGAGCCUGGCCAAGCUAGAGGACCCUCAUGUGGACAUCAUUCGCCGUGGAGACUUUUUCUACCACAGUGAAAACCCCAAGUACCCAGAGGUUGGCGACCUGCGUGUCUGCUUUUCCUACGCGGGACUGAGCAGUGAUGACCCUGACUUGGGCCCAGCUCAUGUGGUCACUGUGAUUGCCCGGCAGCGGGGUGACCAGCUAGUCCCAUACUCUACCAAGUCUGGGGAGACCUUGUUGCUCUUGCAUCAUGGGGACUUCUCAGCAGAGGAGGUGUUCCGUAGAGAACAGAAGAGCAACUCCUUGAAGACAUGGGGCCUACGGGCGGCUGGCUGGAUGGCCAUGUUCAUGGGCCUCAACCUUAUGACUCGGAUCCUCUAUACCCUGGUGGACUGGUUUCCUGUCUUCCGGGAUCUGGUCAACAUUGGCUUGAAGGCUUUUGCCUUCUGCAUGGCUACCUCACUGACCCUGCUGACCGUGGCUGCUGGCUGGCUCUUCUACCGACCAUUGUGGGCCGCCCUCAUAGGCUGUCUGGCCCUGGUACCCAUCAUCAUUGCACGGACCCGAGUGCCUGCUAAAAAGCUAGAGUGAAGGAGACCUGAACACCUGCCCAACCCGUGUGGACCUCAGCGUCCAGGUCACUCUGGCUGCUGUCCAGCUUCAUGGCACAAGACUGCAUACCCAACUCUUAGAGGGGCCAGCGGUGAUAGCAUGCACGUCAAGUUUGGUGGUGUGUCUCACAUCUUCCUCAGCCUUUUUCUUACCAGAAUGCAGCUUUGGUGGGCAGCAGCAACAGCUCGAGGACAGCGACCCAGCAAGUGCUGCCCUGCUUAUUUCCUCCCCUCUCUUGGCUGAGUGGGUGUGGUAGGCAGGCACUUCUGAGACAAUGCAGGGACCCUCUGCAGACUUGAUAAUGAGCUCAGCCAUGCUUCCCACUUCUCAUCACUGUAACCAGGCAGCAGGACAGCCACACCCACCAGCCACAUCUGUGACCCUAAAAGGCAGCCUUCAUCCAGUACUGCUAGCUUCACUGGAUUAGAGACUACAUGGCCAGGUGAAGCAGGCAGACCUGAAGCCAAAUUUGCGCUUAGAACUUGAUUCGGUACCUAACAGAACACCAAAAAUGUGGUGAUGGAGAAAUGGCAUUUGCUGGGCUUUAUGUUCACUGUAUAGUUUGGCUGAACAUUACUUAGCAUGUGUGAGCCCUCCAAGGCCUUAAUUCUUUUGUUCCAUGUUCUCAUGAACUCUUUCCUAAGGACUGAGGAUUUAAAAUUCAGGCUUGGAGCCGGGCGUGGUGGCACAUGCCUUUAAUCUCAGCACUUGGGAGGCAUAGGUAGUAGGAUCGCUGUGAGUUUGAGGCCACCCUGAGACUACAUAGUGAAUUCCAGGUCAGUCUGAGCAUAAG
This is a messenger RNA of Jaculus jaculus (lesser Egyptian jerboa), 2225 nucleotides long. It is a transcript of the gene Tmem43, whose product is annotated as transmembrane protein 43. The record is from RefSeq and is a predicted model, not a curated record. The transcript has 12 exons. The coding region runs from base 209 to 1411 and encodes 400 amino acids. Gene Ontology annotation, cellular component: nuclear inner membrane. NCBI's taxonomy places the organism in Eukaryota, Metazoa, Chordata, Mammalia, Rodentia, Dipodidae. Gene Ontology annotation, biological process: nuclear membrane organization.